AUGUGUAAAUUAUUUUUAAUAUCGUUAAUUUUAACAUCAAGCUUAUUUUUUUCUUUUUUAAUAAACAAUUGUAAUAGUGAAGAAAAAAAUUAUGUAUACGAAUUACAAUUAAGUGAAAACGAUCCAGAUGUGGUUAAAUUCGUUGAAAAUGGCUGGAACAAAUUAUGCGCUGAAGAUUCAGACAAAGCAACUACUGAGAGAGGCAAUUAUUAUAUCGUCUGCGGAAAACCAGAGUUGAUUGAAUUUGCAGAAUAUGGCUUGAGAAAAUUAGCAGCUGAAAGAAGGAUCAUGAGAGGAAGAAUAAUACAAGAAGGCAUGGCAAGAGUCACUUGCGCAAGAGUCCAAGUUAUAGGGACUGAAAGAAGAUAUACU
Molecule: messenger RNA, 372 nt
Organism: Cotesia congregata
Lineage: Eukaryota; Metazoa; Arthropoda; Insecta; Hymenoptera; Braconidae
Source: the annotation of a GenBank genome assembly